AUGUCCACCAAAGAGACCAUAAUUCAUCUUCCGGAAGGAUUUUCGGGCCUCGAAAGAAUCUGCUUGACUGCCAACGGGAAUUUACAAAAAAUCCUUAGGUUUUUCUUUUUAUUAACAGUUGCAUUUACUUAUUCCGAUACGACUGAUGCGACUGAUCCAAUUUGUGUCUAUACAUUUCAUUCUAAAAUAAUUCAUCAAAAUAGUGCAUGGUUUGAUGGCGCAGUUACGGUACAAAUAGUUCGCAAUAUUCCGACGUCGACAGAUUUGCCUAAUAUAAGAGGAACUAACCGAAACGGAACUAUUGUGCGCAGAUAUGACAGAGAAGUAAAUCUGUGCUGCAAAGGGAAAGUACUAUGCAACGCAACCAGUGACGUUGUGAUAAGUGACAAUAAAGUGGUUGAUAUGAUUGAAAACGAGGGCGUCGGUAUUGGCCAAUUAUUCCGUUAUCUCGGUAAAUUACCAACCUUUGAUUUGCAUUGCGUCGGACGAACCUCGUUAACAUGGUGGAGAUUGUACACGUUACAUAUAACUGGCGUUGAUUGUCGUAUAAAAGAGGUAUUCCCUAACGGAAUGUUCACACCCGGAUGGAUUGAUUCCUCUGAUACUGGUCUUACUCGUGCGGACAUUGAGGCAGCAGAAAAUGAAACCAGCUGGUCGUUCGAAAACUUUUAA
Messenger RNA from Paraglomus occultum, 672 nucleotides. NCBI's taxonomy places the organism in Eukaryota, Fungi, Glomeromycota, Glomeromycetes, Paraglomerales, Paraglomeraceae. The record is from the annotation of a GenBank genome assembly.